AUGGCAAAUGCAAAAGCAGCAAAACCAAACUUACCCGAGUCGAACAUCGCUAUUGGUAUUGACUUAGGUACGACAUAUUCCUGUGUAGGUGUAUGGAGAAAUGAAAAUGUAGAUAUUAUUGCAAAUGAUCAAGGAAACAGAACUACUCCAUCGUACGUUGCGUUCACAGAUACCGAAAGAUUAAUUGGAGAUGCUGCAAAAAAUCAAGUAGCAAGAAAUCCAGAAAACACGGUUUUUGAUGCAAAAAGAUUAAUUGGAAGGAAAUUUACCGAAUCAUCAGUCCAAAGUGAUAUGAAACAUUGGCCAUUUACUGUAAAAUCAGGAGUUGAUGAAAAGCCAAUGAUUGAAGUUAGCUAUCAAGGAGAAAAGAAAUUAUUUCACCCAGAAGAAAUUUCCUCUAUGGUUUUGCAAAAAAUGAAAGAAAAUGCUGAAGCCUUUUUAGGAAAAUCAAUUAAGAAUGCAGUUAUCACAGUUCCUGCAUAUUUUAAUGAUUCUCAAAGACAAGCAACAAAAGAUGCAGGAACCAUUGCUGGUUUGAAUGUCAUGAGAAUUAUUAACGAACCAACUGCAGCAGCUAUAGCAUAUGGAUUACACAAGAAAGGAAAAGGAGAAAAGAAUAUUUUAAUUUUCGAUUUAGGAGGAGGUACAUUUGAUGUUUCUCUACUAACUAUUGAAGAUGGUAUUUUUGAAGUGAAAGCAACUGCUGGAGAUACACACCUAGGGGGUGAAGAUUUUGACAACAGAUUAGUAAACUUUUGUGUUGAAGAUUUUAAAAGAAAAAAUAGAGGAAAAGACUUAUCAAAAAAUAGCAGAGCUUUGAGAAGAUUAAGAACUCAAUGUGAAAGAGCUAAGAGAACAUUAUCCUCUUCUACACAAGCAACCAUCGAAAUUGAUUCCUUAUUUGAAGGUAUUGAUUAUAGCGUAACAGUAAGUAGAGCAAGAUUUGAAGAAUUAUGUAUUGAUUAUUUCCGUGAUACACUCAUCCCAGUGGAAAAGGUGUUAAAAGAUGCCAUGAUGGAUAAGAAAAGUGUACACGAAGUUGUUCUAGUUGGAGGUUCAACAAGAAUUCCAAAAAUACAAACACUUAUUAAAGAAUUUUUUAAUGGAAAGGAAGCUUGUAGAUCCAUCAACCCAGAUGAAGCUGUUGCAUAUGGUGCAGCUGUUCAAGCAGCUAUAUUAUCUGGUGAUCAAUCCACUGCAGUGCAAGAUUUAUUACUGUUAGACGUAUGUUCAUUAUCCUUAGGUUUAGAAACAGCAGGUGGUGUUAUGACCAAAUUGAUAGAAAGAAAUACCACUAUCCCAGCAAAGAAGAGUCAAAUUUUUACUACCUAUGCUGAUAAUCAACCAGGUGUCUUAAUCCAAGUAUACGAAGGAGAAAGAGCUCUAACAAAGGAUAAUAAUUUAUUAGGUAAAUUUCACUUAGAUGGUAUUCCACCUGCACCAAGAAAAGUUCCACAAAUUGAAGUUACUUUCGAUAUUGAUGCUAAUGGUAUAUUAAACGUUACAGCUGUUGAAAAAUCUACGGGAAAACAAAAUCAUAUUACCAUUACCAAUGAUAAAGGAAGAUUAUCACCUGAAGAAAUUGAUCGUAUGGUUAAUGAUGCUGAAAAAUAUAAAGCAGAAGAUGAAGAGAACAAGAAAAGAAUUGAGGCAAGAAAUAGUCUUGAAAAUUAUUGUUAUGGUGUUAAAAGUUCAUUAGAGGACCAAAAAAUAAAGGAAAAAUUACAAGCAUCAGAAAUAGAAACAUGCAUGAAAUCUAUUACUACUAUCUUAGAAUGGUUAGAGAAAAACCAACUAGCUAGUAAGGAGGAAUAUGAAUCCAAACAGAAAGAAGCUGAAUCUGUUUGUGCUCCAAUCAUGUCCAAGAUUUAUCAAGAUGUUGGAGGUGCAGCAGGAGGAAUGCCAGGUGGAAUGCCAGGUGGAAUGCCAGGUGGAAUGCCCGGAGGAAUGCCAGGAGGAAUGCCCGGUGGAGGAAUGCCAGGUGGAAUGAAUUUCCCCGGUGGAAUGCCAGGAGCAGGAAUGCCCGGAAGUGCACCCGGAGGUAGUGGGCCAACUGUGGAGGAAGUUGACUGA
Plasmodium gonderi is the source of this 2073-nucleotide messenger RNA. RefSeq names its product heat shock 70 kDa protein. The transcript has a single exon. The record is from RefSeq and is a predicted model, not a curated record. Bases 1 to 2073 code for a protein of 690 amino acids. Lineage: Eukaryota; Apicomplexa; Aconoidasida; Haemosporida; Plasmodiidae. Gene Ontology annotation, cellular component: cytoplasm. Gene Ontology annotation, biological process: cellular response to unfolded protein; protein refolding. Gene Ontology annotation, molecular function: heat shock protein binding; ATP binding; ATP-dependent protein folding chaperone.